This is a messenger RNA of Salvelinus fontinalis (brook trout), 6286 nucleotides long. It is a transcript of the gene sec31a, whose product is annotated as SEC31 homolog A, COPII coat complex component. Gene Ontology annotation, molecular function: protein binding; structural molecule activity. Gene Ontology annotation, cellular component: endoplasmic reticulum exit site; COPII vesicle coat. The coding region runs from base 218 to 5044 and encodes 1608 amino acids. The transcript is spliced from 29 exons. Gene Ontology annotation, biological process: COPII-coated vesicle cargo loading; endoplasmic reticulum organization; endoplasmic reticulum to Golgi vesicle-mediated transport. The record is from RefSeq and is a predicted model, not a curated record. NCBI's taxonomy places the organism in Eukaryota, Metazoa, Chordata, Actinopteri, Salmoniformes, Salmonidae.
GAAGUCACUGAAGGAGGAGGAGAUUAUUGUGCCACGUUGAUGGAGCCGAAGACCAGUGCGGACGUGGAAUUUCAUUGAAUGUCCAUUCUGCAGCGGAGAGCUGUCGGCUUGUUUAGUCUUGCACAAUAAGAAAAGGGAACUUGCACGAGUGAUCAACGUUUUUGUCGCAUAUCGACUGUGUAUGUAUGUGUUAUAAGAGCGAACAGAACUGAGAAGAAUGAAGCUCAAAGAGAUCAACCGCACGGCCGUCCAGAGCUGGAGCCCAGCACAGCACCAUCCUGUGUACCUGGCAGCAGGUACAUCAGCCCAGCAGCUGGAUGCCUCCUUUAGUACCUCCGCCUCUCUGGAGAUCUUUGAGCUGGACCUGGCCGAGCCUUCUCUGGACAUGAAGCUCCGGGGAGCUUACUCCUCCUCUCACAGAUACCACAAGCUGGCGUGGGGUCCCCACGGCAUGGAUGCACAGGGUCUCCCGUCUGGAGUGCUCAUCGCAGGGGGAGAGAACGGCGAUGUCAUUCUUUACGACCCGGCCAAGAUCAUUGCUGGACACAGUGACGUUGUCAUCGCUCAGAGUAACAAACACAGCGGGCCCGUCAGAGCCCUUGAUGUCAACUCCUUCCAGACCAACCUGGUGGCUUCAGGAGGUAAUGAAUCAGAGAUCUACAUCUGGGACCUAAACAACUUUGGCUCCCCGAUGACACCAGGCCCUAAAACUCAGCCUCUAGAGGACAUCAGCUGUGUGGCGUGGAACAGGCAGGUCCAACACAUCCUGGCUUCAGCCAGCCCCAGCGGCCGCGCCUCUAUCUGGGACCUCCGCAAGAACGACCUCAUCAUCAAAGUCAGCGACCACAGCAAUAGGAUGCACUGCUCUGGGCUAGAGUGGAACCCUGAGGUGGCUACUCAGCUGGUGCUGGCCUCGGAGGAUGACCGGAUGCCAGUGAUCCAGAUCUGGGACCUGCGUUUUGCCACCUCCCCUCUCAAAGUCCUGGAGAACCACACACGGGGUGUCCUGGCCAUCGCUUGGAGCCUGGCGGACCCUGAGCUGCUACUGAGCUGCGGGAAAGACAACAGAAUCCUCUGCUGGAACCCCAACACCGCCGAGGUGCUGUAUGAGCUGCCUACCAGCACCCAGUGGUGCUUUGACAUCCAGUGGUGUCCCAGGAACCCAGCGGUGCUGUCGGCUGCAGCCUUCGACGGACACAUCAGCAUCUACUCCAUCAUGGGGGGCAGCAGCCAGGCUUUCAGCCAGACACAGGCAGACACGAUCAGCACGUCAUUUGGCAAUAUGGAUCCAUUUGGGAUGGGACAGACCCUGCCCCCCCUGCAGCUUUCCCAGGCCUCGCCCGCCUCCACCACCAUCACCCCCCUGAAAAAGCCCCCCAAGUGGAUCCGCAGGCCCGUGGGGGCCUCCUUCGCUUUUGGUGGUAAGCUGGUGUCGUUGGAGAACAUCAAGCCCAACCCCCAGCAGCCUCAGCAGCCUACGGCCCAUGUGGUUUACAUUAGUCAGGUGAUUACGGAGACGACCUUCCUGGAGCGCUCUGCCCACCUGCAGGCCACACUGGCUGCAGGCAGCUUCAUUGACUUCUGCCAGGAGAAGAUGGACUCUGCCCAGAACGAGUUUGAGAAGACCGUCUGGUCCUUCCUGAAGGUGAACUUUGAGAGUGACGCUCGCGGAAAAUACCUGAAGCUUUUGGGAUACAAGAAGGAGGAGCUAGCAGCAAAGAUUGCAGCAGCAUUAGAGGGAGAACCUAUUCAGCCCGAGGAGCCUGCUCCUGCCCCCACCUCUGAUCCUGAACCAGGGGUAGUGCCCAUUCCCGCUCCCCAGCUCAACACGGAGCCUGAGGUCCUUCCUCCCGUGCCUGAGGCUGCUGCCGUUGAGCCCACCCCCGAACCGCCGCUUGAGCCCGCCCUCCAGCCCGAACCCGGACCCCAGCCAGAGCUUGCCCCCCCACCCAGCGGUGACCUUUCAGCUUCUGAUCCUAUGCCUGUCCUCCAAUCGGAGCCUGUCCUUACUCUUGACCUCAGCGCAGAACCCCAGCUUCUUGCCCCUGUUGCUCCCGUUGCUCUCCUGCCAGAGUCUGACCCUACUCUGGCCCCCCCAGCUCUGGCCCCCCCAGCUGACCUGCAGCAAGCACCCAUCUUUGAUCCCACUGCCUCCUUUACCCUCCAGCCUCCAACAGAGUUCAACCAAGUGAACUCACUGCCUGUAUCUGAAUUUGACCAGGUAGCUUUGCAGCAUGUAUCUGAAUUUGACCCGGUGGCCUUGCAGCCUGUAUUUCAGUUCAACCAAGUCGACUUACAGCCUGUUUCUGCGUUCAACCAGGUGGACUUAGAGGCUGUAUCCGACCUCACCAACCUGCAGCCAGUACCCGGCUUCGACCCGACGUCAACAAUUCCCAGUCUGCAGUCGGCAGUCCAGCUGGACCUGGCUCCUCCUAUCCCCACCUUGCAGCCUCUAGCAGACCCUGGACUCCCGCCUGAAGACGCAUUUGACCUCAUCGCUGCUGCAAACCUCCAGCCAGCAGCGGAACUAGAACUCACACCUGCUCCGGAACCAGAAGCGGAAAAUCCAUUUGACCUCAUCGCUGCUGCAAAUCUCCAGCCAGCAGCGGAACUGGAAGUGACAGGAGCUCUGGAACCAGAAGCGGAAGAUCCAUUUGACCUCAUCGCUGCUGUAAACCUCCAGCCAGCAGCGGAACUAGAACUCACACCUGCUCCGGAACCAGAAGCGGAAGAUCCAUUUGACCUCAUCGCUGCUGUAAACCUCCAGCCAGCAGCGGAACUGGAAGUGACAGGAGCUCUGGAACCAUUGGCAGCAGAAGUAGACCUGACAGAGGCCCUUGGAGCUGAGCCCAUCACCCAGGAAGAGAUGCCAGUAAAUGAAGAGAUUCCUCUGGAGGAGGAAGCGGCUCCACCAGUAGAGGCCAGCCUGCCAGGGGAGACCCCAGCUCCAGUCCCAGAGGGCAUUAAACUCCGCGUCAGUCAAGGCGUGGAUGGCCUGAUCACCCAGGCCCUGCUGACGGGGGACUUCCAGGGCGCAGUGGACCUCUGUCUCCAUGACAACCGCAUGGCUGACAGCAUCAUCCUGGCCAUCGCCGGAGGGGCGGAGCUUCUGGAGAAAACACAGAGGAAGUACUUCACCAAGACUCACAGCAAGAUCACCAAGCUGAUCAGUGCGGUGGUGAUGGGGGACUGGCGUGACGUGCUGCAGACCUGUGAGCUGCAGAACUGGAAGGAGGCUCUGGCUGCAGUCAUGACCUACGCUCAGCCCGGGGAGUUCUCCUCUCUGUGUGACCUGCUGGGCUGCAGACUGGAGGCUGUGGAGAACAGCACGCUGCAGGCUCAGGCCUGUCUGUGUUACAUCUGCGCUGGCAACGUGGAGAAACUGGUGUCCUGCUGGACCAGAGCACAGGACGGACACUGCCCUCUCUCUCUGCAGGACCUGGUCGAGAAGGUGGUGGUGCUCCGCAAGGCGGUAGAGCAGACCCAGGAGUCUGGUCCCUCUGCUGUGGGGCUUCUACUGGGAGAGAGGAUGAGUCAGUAUGCCAGCCUGCUGGCCUCCCAGGGCAGCCUCUCCAACGCCAUCGCAUACCUGCCCCAGAACACAGAGCAGGUUGAGGUGCAGCAGCUGCGUGACCGUCUCAGCAGAGCUCUGGGUCAACAGGCUCCUGCUGCCGCCCCGGUAGCCCAACCCCAACUCCCAUCCCCUCAGCCCACAGCUGCCCAGCCCAGGCAGCUCUUCACCCCUGCUCAGCCUUCUAUGGUGACCCAGCAGCCCGCUCCAGCCCCUGUGCCUGCCGCUGCCACCGCACCGCAACAGUAUUACCAGCCGGUGAGGUCUGCCUCUACAGUUACCUCCUGGAGUAACCAAACUCCCACAGCUCUCCCCAGUGUCCCUCCUCCUCAUCUAGGCCCUGCCACCACAGAGCCCCAGGUUCAACCGACACCCCCCAUGUAUGGGAUGCCUCCCUCUGGGUCAGCUGCUCCCCCAGCCUCCUCGUCUGCUGCGUACCCCCCCAUGUACUCACAUCAGUACCAGCCCUACCCUCCGGCCAGCCAGUACAACCGUGGCACUGGUGGCCCAGCUAUCUAUUCGCCUCUCCAGUACUCUGCUCCUCCUCCUCCCUCCUUCUCUUCCUCCUCACCCCAAGCCCCAGCUCCAGGCUUCAUGCCCCAAUACACCCAACAACCCCUCUACCCACCUCCUUCCAUGGGCCAGCCUGUGUCCUCCGCUCCUCCUUUCUCUCCUCCUCCGCUGUCAUCUGGAGCGUCUUUCCAACAUGGCGGACCGGGGUCGCCCGCCUCGUACAUGCCGCCGCUCCCACCAACCGGAUCCUCAGAGGGAUAUAAUCCAGACACUACCUGUUUCAUGGAAGGUGAAGGCCCUCAGAAUGGCUGGAACGACCCGCCUACCCUGAACAGAGUGCCAAAGAAGAAGAAGGUUCCAGAGAACUACACGCCUCCUUCCCCCAUCACGGCCCCCAUCUUUUCUCCCCUCGGUGCCGGGGACCCCCAGCAGCCCCCUUACAUGCCUCCAGGCCAGGCCCAGAACCAGGCCACCUACCAGGGCAUGCAGCAGCAGACGGCCCCCCCACCCAUGAACCCUGGCAUGCUCAAGACACGUGGAGGAAGUGUGGAGGGAGCGCCCGGAGCCCCGACCGGAGAUAUCAUACAGCCGCUGCAGUCCAUCCCUGCUGAGAAGAUCACCAUGAAGCCCAUCCCUGAUGAGCACCUGGUCCUGAAAAACACCUUUGAGGGCCUCAUCCACAAGUGCUUGGCUGCUGCCACCGAUCCUCAAACCAAGAGGAAGCUGGAUGACGCCAACAAACGCCUUGAGGCCCUCUACGACAAGCUACGAGAGCAGACUCUCUCCCCAGCCAUCAUAGGGGGCCUGCACAACAUGGUGCAGUGCAUCGAGUCUCGAUCCUACGUGGAGAGCCUCAACAUCCACACACACAUAGUGAGCAGCAGCAACUUCAGCGAGACGUCUGCUUUCAUGCCUGUGCUCAAGGUGGUGCUGACACAAGCCAACAAACUGGGGGUCUGAGCAGGAGAGACCCUCCCCGACUCCUCAGUCUGAGGUGAGAUGGAGAAGGAUUGGUCAGCGAUGACGUCAUAAGAGGCCAGGAAGUAGACGUAGGGAGCCAGGUGUUUUAAUCAGUGGGAGUUCCAUGUGGCUCCCAGUGCAGAUAUUACACUUCCUGUAGAAUCAUGAGAUUUUAUGACAUAACUGUCCGAUCAACUUCUUCAUCCCAUUCCGGACUCAAGAGACCCCUCCCCCUUUUACAACUCAAACAAGCCAUGUCACCAGUAUCAAUACAGUAUAGUAAACACAUGCGGGACAUAGGACCAAGAUGUAUUGAUAUUGCCAGUCUUAUCGUUGUCACUGGGAUAAUAUGUUAAAAAGCCAAACAACCCAGUUUUGAGGAUCAUAUUUUGUUUUUAGAAUAUUUCUUUUCAUUCUGUUUUUAUUUUCUUGUUCAUUUUUAGUGUAAUCAUGAUUUUGACAGAGCAGAGUGCAAUGGGGGUUGCUCCCCUUUUAACCAGAGACUGUACUUUAAAACACAGGAGGAAUUCAUGCUAAGAUAAUAUGCCAGGGAUCAUCAUCAGACUGGUUUUAAUUGGGUAUUAUUGUCAGGUUUAAUAAUGAGGGAACUAGCUUUUUAUAAUGGUCGUCAUGCCAUGAAUUUCACGCCACAGCGUCCAUUUCCUUUCCCUCAGUUGUCUUCAGUAUGAUUUAGGCUUUUGAUUAAACAGUCUAUCUGUCUCUUCAUCCUGGUAAGAUCAGAAAUACACUUAUGUUGCAAAUGGGACAUUUUUAAAAUUGACAACAUGCAAUAUUUUCAAUAAAUAGUAUUUAUUUAAAACCUGCUGCUUCAUUGUUUUAAUAUCAGUUGCUUUCAGAUGUUACUAAUUAAUGUGUGUCAUAAACAGCUUGGAUAACAUGUUUUAAUAGACUAAUUGUCUUUCCGUUUACAAAUACUGGCCAAUUAGUUGGUACUGGACAUUUAACUAAUCUGAUACUGGAUGCAGUGUCUGAAUGCAAUGUGAGUGUGUUGGAACGGAGAAUGAAAUGCAUGUCUUGACUGUCUAGAUCCAUCUUCAGCCUUGACCUUGGAGUUUUUAGUAUCUUGAAUUUGUAACGUUCUUAUGUAUUUACGAAAUAGAGUUACAAUUAGCUUUUAUAACAAUCUCUGCCUGCCCUCCCUCAUAUGUACUAGGCCUAAUAUGUAUGUACAUUAGAUUUAACUAUGUAACUUGUAAAAAAAAUAAAUGCUUUCACAAAUCA